CAGUUGUCCGGAGAGCGCAUGUUUUGGACUUAGCUCUACGUUGUCACAUGGUUAGUUUGUUACUAGUUUGUUUCAGUCCUCAAGGCAGUUUUACAGCAUAAGUUUACAUUCGCUUGUACGUAUGGUUAACCAGGUUGCUUUUCGGUAGUUCUACAUGUGGAUUCUAGUAUGUGCCUAGAAGCGUUUACCAGAUGAGCUGGUUCCAUAUCAAAAAAUGUGCAGUAACCUGUAUGACACUUUUCGUUACAGGUCAUAAUAUUCUUUAUCAGAACUAUUAACAACACAGUCGCUCAAGAGUGCACCAUGCUAAGAUAAUACCAGCAUAAUAAAUGAUAAAAGUUUGGAGUUAAAAGAGAGGGUGGCCAGGUAUCUGAUAAAUCCUGAAUAUCAUUUAGUCAUGAAAAGUGAUGUUGAUGACACGAGAACACCGUCAGUUAUUUUGCUGGAAUUUUUUGAAACUUUGCCAUUUAAAGAUCGCACUACCGUAUCUCUAGUUUUAACUCAAAUACGUAACAAUUUGGAUGAUGUAAUUCCAAAUACUAAUCCCAUCUCAUGGUUCGUCGGUAAAAUUAAACAGUUGCAGUUAGUAUUCAUGAAAAUUCCUCUAGUAUUACGAAAACAAAUGAAGACGCUGUUACUAGAAGGACUAGAAUCCUCGUUAGAGGUGUCAAACCCACUUCUGUGCAUUUUUACACUCUGUCUCUGCUUAUCAGAACUAAGUGCUUUUCGAAAUUGUGACCGUUCAGAUUUGGAAAGUGAAGAUAUUUGGACAACUUUACAAGUGUUAAAUUCAUCAGUAUUUCCAAAACUGCGUGGAAGAAUAAAAGAACAGAAAACAAAUCUUCCUUCAUUGCUUUCAUGGUCUUAUUGUAUGUUAGCAUUCACUUACCACUCUUGUGUAGAAUGGAUACAACAACAGUUUUGCAAACCGUCAUCUUCUUUUUGUGUCCGUACUUCUGUGGCAUUUGAUUCGACCGUUUUAGAUCAUCCGACUGUACCAAUUUUAAUGCGUCAUAUUCUUCAAGCACAAAUAAAGAAUGAACCGUAUAUCAUACCACAGGCACCACAUACACUUUUAGAUCUUUUAUUUUCCAGUGCUAUAUCCAGCAAUGCUGGCAUUUUGAAGUCAUGCAAAGUUAGAAAACCACAUGAUCCAGCUGAAUGUUUUAUUGAAUAUGACGAACCUCCCGUACAACUCAUCAAAGAUGACAAGAAAUCAAAUUGUAUCCUAAAAAGAAAACUUGCAUUACCUACAUCUUUUCAGCAUACUUUGCAAACAGAUUCAUUCGAGGACAUCCUUUCUGACCUUAGUUUGUUGAAACAACUACUCGGAAAUGCCAGCCAACAAAAAUGGCUCCUUGAAAAUCUCAUUUUUACUUUAAGACAGACACCCUUCAUAUUAAAACGCUUACGAUGCUGUGUGACAAAUAACUCAAAGUCAAAUGACAAAAAUAUCCACUUAUAUGAACAGAUUUACUGCUUGUUAUUACAACUGUGGUUUCGUGCUGCUGUAGACCGCGUAUUGCUCAAGAAUUUCCCUCAGUCUUAUGUAUGGUUAUGUGGCUUCACUCGCCCAUUGUAUGAGGUGAUGAGUAUCAAAGGAUUUUCAGAAGUUAUUUUAUGGACUGGACGUUUUCUGGCGGCAUAUGAAAAUCUGUUUAGGUCAUCAAUCCUUAAUUCACCUCACUGGUACCUACAGAUGAUUACAGAUGCGGUGGUCGCCAUAAUAGAUAAGUCCGAAAAAGGUAAUCAGGAAAGUAUUUCAGUCGAUGAACUCGAUGAAAUACUGUGUACCUGUAUGGCUGCGAUUAUCAGACCCCUUCACGCUCUCCGAAUAGAAGAUCAUGAAACGCAUCCUGAAAUAUCACGUGUGAUCAAAGUUCCUCUAGAAUCUGUUGUUUCAUACAUUUCAUGUCGUUCAGUCAAAAAAGAAGAUUCAGCUACACAAAAGAAAAACAAGAAGGCGAAAUCUACAGAAACUGCAAGCACGCCAGCUAUAAGUCCUAGAUUACGAGAUUUGAUUGUUCAUCAUUUAAUACUUCCAAUGAUCAGAGUCUGUGACAAAUGGGCACUUGGACAGGCGAAGAUAGGAAUAAAACCACAUUGUGCGAAAGCUCUGCUCAACCAACUAGUUAGCGAAGCUGAAGCCCACUAUGCUAACUCUGAAGGCCCUAAUAUUGCACAAAAGUUAGACAUUGUCAAGCCACCUGCCAUAGGCGGUUUACAUGUGACUGAAAAACUGUCUCUGAAACGUAAACGAUAAAACAAUUCUAAUAUGUACAGUUGUAUAUUAUGUAAACAUCUUAUAAAUUUUGAUGAGUUAA
Trichobilharzia szidati is the source of this 2324-nucleotide messenger RNA. NCBI's taxonomy places the organism in Eukaryota, Metazoa, Platyhelminthes, Trematoda, Strigeidida, Schistosomatidae. The record is from the annotation of a GenBank genome assembly.